Messenger RNA from Papaver somniferum (opium poppy), 1661 nucleotides. RefSeq names its product cytochrome P450 71A9-like. The record is from RefSeq and is a predicted model, not a curated record. Bases 45 to 1589 code for a protein of 514 amino acids. Gene Ontology annotation, molecular function: oxidoreductase activity, acting on paired donors, with incorporation or reduction of molecular oxygen; iron ion binding; heme binding. The transcript has 2 exons. Lineage: Eukaryota; Viridiplantae; Streptophyta; Magnoliopsida; Ranunculales; Papaveraceae.
UUUGCUAACGUAUUGAAGGAAUUUUACUUGCGAAGCCUGUUGUAAUGAGAUCUCGUUACUAUGACAACUACUGCUAUCAUUUCAUGAUUCUUCUACUUGUUUUUGCUGCAAGUUUGCUAGUGCUGUGGUGGAGGAAAAACAGAAAAGAAAGAAAUGGGAUGCGAAGAUUACCACCAGGUCCAAGAAGGUUUCCUUUAAUCGGAAACUUGCUUCAGCUUGGUAAUGAAUUACCACAUGUAUCACUUCAAAUGCUUUCAAAUAAAUAUGGGCCAUUGAUGUUUCUUAAACUCGGCUCAAUUCCAACUUUGGUUGUCUCUUCAGCCGAUAUGGCCAAAGAGAUCCUCACAAAACAUGAUCUUGUGUGUUCAAACCGACCCAUGUUUUAUGCUCCCAGAAAGCUCUCUUAUGGUUGUUCCGAUAUUACUUUUUCUCCUUAUGGUGACUAUUUCAGGGAAGUCAAAAAGAUGGCAGUUUCAGAACUUUUAAGUGCCAAGAAGGUUCUAUCAUGCCGAGCUGUGAGAGAAGAAGAGGUUGCCUUGGCCUUUAAUCUCAUGCGCACUUCUUCUUCUUCUUCGGUUCCUAUUAAUCUGAGUGAGAUCCUGCUUUGUCUUAUAAACAACGUAGUUUGCCGAGUUGCUUUUGGUAUAAAGUAUGUAGAUGAUGAACAAGACGAGGAUGGCAAGAAUAAAAUUUACAUGAUUUUUCAAGAAACACUGAAUUUGCUUGCUGGAUUCAAUGCUGCAGACUUGUUUCCCUGGAUGAGUUGGAUUUACAGAUUCGAUGGAUUAGACGCGAGAUUAGAGAAGAACUUCCGGCAUAUGGAUGAAUUCUAUGAUAAAAUAAUCGAUGAACAUAUUAACGGUAGUAAAUCAUCCAAGACUGGCGGGGAUGAGGACUUUGUCGAUGUUCUACUCCGAGUUCAGAAAGAUCCUAGUCACAGUAUUUCACUCAGUAGAGAUAAUAUUAAAGCUAUUCUCAUGGACAUGUUUAUUGCUGGAACUGAUACUUCUGCUGUCAUAUUAGUUUGGACUAUGACAGAGCUAAUCAGGAACCCAACAAUCAUGAAGAUAGCGCAAGAGGAGGUUAGAUCGGAAAUUGGAUUCAAAGAGAUGGUGGAAGAAAGUGACCUUCGUAAACUAAGUUACAUAAAGUUAGUGAUUAAGGAAGCAUUCAGACUGCAUCCUCCUUCACCGUUAUUAGUUCCAAGAGAAACCAGCGAGAACUGCAGAAUCAACGGAUACGACAUUCCAAUCAAAACAAGCGUUCUCAUCAAUGCAAAAGCAAUUUCGACCGACCCAAAAUAUUGGGAAAACCCAAACGAAUUUCUUCCCGAAAGAUUCUUAGACAGUAAUAUUGACUAUAAAGGUCAAGACUUUGAGUUGAUACCAUUUGGUGGUGGAAGAAGACGCUGCCCCGGAAUCAGUUUUUCGGCUGUGCUAAUUGAACUAGUCCUUGCAAAUUUACUGCAUUGUUUUGACUGGAAAUUGCCUUCAGGGAUGAAGAUAGAGGAAUUUGAUAUGAGUGAAGCUUUUGGACUUGCAGUACAUAAGAAGAUUCCUCUUUGUCUAUUAGCUGAUAGCCGUAAAUGAUGAGUGCAAACUUAUUUUUACGGAGAACCGUGAUGUUUUUAUUCGGCUAAUAUAUGGAAGUAAAGUUACAUA